AUGAACGUCAGCUGCACUGCCGCCAACUCAUUCACCGAGCUCACCGGGUUUGGAACGGCGUACAUGCGCGCUAUCGAGAGUGCUCGCGAUGAUUGUGUGUACAACGAUCCGUUUGCUGGCCUUCUCACGCAGCGGAACCGCAACGAGCUGGAGAAAUUCCUGAAGGGGACGGCUGAGCAGGGCGUUCGGUGGGAGAAUCUGAUUGCGAUUCGCUCUCGAUACGUCGAUGACGCACUGGAGCACCGCGGCAGCGGCACCAAGCAAGUUGUGAUCCUCGGGGCUGGUUUGGACACUCGCGCGUAUCGCUUGUUGUCUCUACGUGAAUGCCAUGUUCUGGAAAUUGAGCAAAACUCCCAGGCGUUUGAUCAUAAAGCCGAAGUAUUGCAAGACGCGCCGCUGAUGGCACGAAAGCUUGACUGCAUCGUUGCCAACCUCGCCGAUGAUGACUGGGACCACAAGCUGCUCGCUCAUGGAUUCGACUCAAGCUUGCCUACGUUUUGGGUCAUGGAAGGGUUGCUCCCUCACAUGGAUCGAUCGAGUAUUACCACGAUGCUGGAUACGGUCGAUGCUCUAUCUGCACCUGGCAGCGAGCUUUGGGCGGAUAUUGCUGGUCACGCAACCUUUGCUGUCGAGGGCUUCGGUGAUGUCACAAUGAAGUACGCGGAAGACGACCCACUGCACGGUGUUCUGCGCGAGAUCCCCUGGUGCUUGAAGUUGCAAGCCUCGCUUGGGGAGGAAGGGGUCCAUUUUGGUCGCAAGUCGACACCGUUGUCUUCUUCAGAUACUGGUGAGAGUGUACCAGUCUGGUUUGUCGUCGGCAAGAAGCCCAUCCCGACCGAAGCGCGUGAGAAGGACGUGUGUCCUGGUCUCGACUACGGAGGAAGCUUCGUUCAGCGUAUAUGA
Phytophthora sojae is the source of this 903-nucleotide messenger RNA. RefSeq lists its product as hypothetical. Lineage: Eukaryota; Oomycota; Peronosporomycetes; Peronosporales; Peronosporaceae. The transcript has a single exon. Gene Ontology annotation, biological process: methylation. The coding region runs from base 1 to 903 and encodes 300 amino acids. Gene Ontology annotation, molecular function: methyltransferase activity. The record is from RefSeq and is a predicted model, not a curated record.